AUCACAGAACUAGGCUCCUCCUCCUCGAAACUUUGUCACGGCUGUGGGAACUCCCUGCUGCUCCAUGUAUCACGAUUAGGUGAGCGGAGCAGGCGUGCGCCGUGAGAGAGGCAGCGAGCAGGAGGUAGAGAGGACACAAGAGAGGAGCUAACGGAGCAGAUACUGACCGGCUAGAGUUACAGGGAUGCCAUUUUAGCCACACUCCACCACUGCUUUCAGACUUGAUCAGCGCGAAAACGGGGACAUUUUCGCCAUUUCAAACAACCCCUGGUGGAUUAAUUUAUUCGCACAAAAAAAUGGGAUUGGUACGGUCUUGCGUAAAGGCGCCGAGGAUGGUGGCCAUUCUCUCCCAAUCCCUCCUUUGUAUCAUCGGUUUGUCACUGACUCUUUCUCAGCCUGCCUGCGAGGCGUUUAACUUGGACGUGGAGAAUCCAGCUGUUUACAGCGGACCACAGGGGAGCUACUUCGGAUAUGCUGUUGACUUUUAUUUGGCCGAUUCUACCAGUGCAAGCGUGGUGAUAGGAGCUCCCAAGGCCAACACAAGUCAGGUCAAUGUUAAAGAGGGAGGCUCUGUAUUUUACUGUCCAUGGAGCCUUAGCCAAUCAGACUGUCACAGCAUUGAAUUUGAUACUGAAGGGGAUCGCACUGUUUCACUCAAUGACACGGAACAUCAGGUUGAUUUCAAGUCCCACCAAUGGUUCGGAGCCACCGUGCGUUCCCACGGUGACACAAUUCUGGCUUGUGCCCCUCUUUAUUCUUGGCGAACUGAGAAAGACACUGCCCAUUCUGAUGCUACCGGAACCUGCUACCUCUCAGUCCAUAAUUUCACCAAAUUUGUGGAGUAUGCUCCCUGCCGCACAGAGAUCAGUGAUGUGGGGGGACAAGGGUACUGUCAGGGAGGAUUCAGCGCUGACUUCACAACGGACGGCAAAGUGGUGCUGGGAGGACCAGGCAGCUACUUUUGGCAAGGUCAGGUGAUCUCCGCAGCUAAAGAAGACAUUAUUAAAGCAUACUACCCAGGCUACUUUAUGCAGUCUGUGGAGGGCCAGAUCCAGACCAAGCAGGUCCAGACAGAACACGAUGACAGCUACCAAGGCUACUCGGUUGCUGUUGGAGAAUUUAGUGGUGAUCAGUUUGAAGAUUUUGUGGCUGGUGUUCCAAAAGGCCUCAUGCUUUAUGGUUCGGUGUCCAUACUGAAUGGUACAGAUCUGAAGACCAUGAUUAACUACACUGGCGAGCAGAUGGGGUCAUAUUUUGGCUAUGCAGUGGCAACGACUGAUAUCAACAAUGACGGGAUGGUUGACCUGCUGGUGGGAGCUCCCUUGUUCAUGGUCAGGGGCUCUGAUGGCCGCUUGGAAGAGAUGGGCCGAAUUUAUGUUUACUUACAGCGCAGCCCCCUCAACCUGGAGCUGCAUCUACCUCACAUCACUGGCAACCAGGCAUUUGGGAGAUUCGGCAGCACUAUUGCACCACUGGGAGAUCUGAACCAGGAUGGUUUCAAUGACGUGGCUAUUAGCGGUCCAUUUGGAGGGGAUGAUCGGCAGGGACUAGUCUACAUCUAUAAUGGGUACUUGGACGGACUCAGGGAAAAGCCAUCUCAGGUGAUCGUUGGCCAGUGGGCUGCUGGGACUAUUCCUGCCAGCUUUGGAUUCUCCCUCCGCGGUGCAAAGGAUCUGGAUGUGAAUGGAUACCCAGAUCUCAUUGUUGGUGCUUUUGGGGUUGAUAAAGCAGUUCUUUAUAGAUCCCGCCCAAUUGUAAACGCCAGUGCCUCUCUGACAGUUUACCCCAUCAUGAUCAAUCCUGAGGAGAAGAACUGCUUGCUCACCAGUGGAAACACCACCAUUCCUGUUUCCUGUGUCAACCUGAGUUUCUGCUUAUCUGCGGAUGGGAAACAACUACCAGACAUUCUAGAUUUUCAGGUGGAGGUGCAGCUUGAUAGUCACAAGCAUAAGCAGAAGGGUGCAGUGAAGAGGGCUCUGUUCUUGGAUUCCCUGCAGCCAUUGCUUCAGAGGAGUUUGAGGGUUCGCCGUGGCGAGCGGGUGUGCAACCACACAAAGAUUUACCUUAAGGACGAUAAGGAUUUCAGAGAUAAACUUUCCUCCAUUUAUGUGGCCUUGAACUUCAGCUUGGAUCCAAAAGCUGCAGCUGACUCCCACGGCCUGCGGCCCAUUCUCAACUAUCAGACCACCGACAUAAUUGAGCAAAAGGCCCAGAUUCUGUUGGACUGCGGAGAGGACAAUAUCUGUGUUCCUGAUUUGAAGCUGGCAGUUCACGGGGACAGAAAGGAAGUCUACCUGGGCGACGACAACUCACUGACCUUGACAUUUAAUGCCAAGAAUGAGGGUGAAGGAGGGGCGUACGAAGCAGAACUGUAUGUGGUGCUGCCCCCUGAAGCUGACUAUAGCGGGAUUGCUCGCAAUAAUGAGAGCCUGACGCAGCUGACCUGCAGCUACGAGACCGAGAACCAGACCCGAUACCUCAGCUGUGAUUUAGGAAACCCCAUGAAGUCCGGCACCACUCUGUGGGCAGGUCUGCGCUUCACCGUGCCACGGCUGAAAGACACGCACAAAACGGUUCAGUUUGAGCUGCAGAUUCGCAGCAAAAAUGAGAAUAACUCCCACAGUGAGGUUGUGCCCUACAAGCUGGAGGUGGUUGUCCAGGCUGACGUCAUCCUGCAAGGUGUGUCUCGGCCAGAUAAAGUGUUCUUCCCACCGGCCAACUGGAAGUUGACCAAAAACUAUGGGGUGGAGCAGGAUGUCGGGCCUGCAGUGGAACACAUCUAUGAGCUGCUGAAUAACGGGCCCAGUCGGAUCAGCCACACCCUGCUUGAGCUGCGUUGCCCCCUCAGUGUCCAGGGUCUCACUCUCCUCUACCCUCUGGAGUUCUCCACAGAAGGACCCAUCAACUGCACCACAGACAAGAACAUGAACCACCUACACCUCAAACUCCAGCACACAUCCACGGAACCACCUAUUCUGGCGCUGAAGGCCAACGAGCACCACAUAGAGAGGCGGGAUGCCCACAGGAAUCAGCUCGCUGAUUUGACCAACCUGUCAUGCUCAAAUGUGGAGUGCUGGUCGCUGCAGUGCAAAGUUGGUCUUCUGGAGAGAGGGACCACAGCGAUCCUCAAAGUGCGCUCUCGCAUCUGGGCUGAGACCUUCAUCGAGAGGGCCUAUAAGCAUUAUGUGCUGGAGUGCCUGGCCAGAUAUAGUGUGAAGAAGAUGCCUUAUGCCAUCCUACCAAAAUACUCACCCAGUGGACACAAAAAGGUGGUGACCCCAGUGGUGUGGAACAAACCAGACAUUGAGAACUCGGUUCCUCUGUGGAUCAUCAUCUUGGCCAUUCUGGCUGGAUUACUGCUUCUGGCGUUACUAAUUUAUGUACUAUACAAGUUUGGCUUCUUUAAGCGAUCUCUACCUUACGGCACUGCCAUGGAGAAAGCGCAUCUAAAACCACAGGCUGCCUCUGAGGCGUAAAUGAACAGCAGAGUAUUCAGAACCAAAGUACCUGGCCGUAUGAUUGGUAUCGAAGAAACACAAUGGAACAUGUAGAGUGGAUCAGAGAGCAUUUGAAGGGAAAGAGAGAGACCACUGGAACUCCACUGUGCUGCACUAGAAGAACACAAAAAAGAAUCCAAAGAUCUUCAAGCCAAAUGAAUGUUUUUCUUUUCUUUAUUUAUGUUUGUUGGCAGGUCAGGAAUGUUACCAAAUAAGACAUUUGUCAGGGCCGAGAGGCUAACAUUAGACUUAACAUUUGGAUUCCUGUGAUGAAAUUCAGUAACACCUGUUAAAAUGUUGGUGCUAAUGGUCUGAUGUGUUCACUGUCUCUGAGAUGUAGCACGUGGCAGCCUGGAGCUGUGAAUCACACUGCCUGCUGAGGCCUAAUAGUGCUCCCCUGAUAUGUCCAGAACAUGUACACAUGUUUUUAUUGGUAGAAGAUCACUCAUCAGGUUUCUAAGUCACCAAACAGGUAACCUAAUCUGGCCAAUAGCUCCAGUAGUUUGUAGUAUCUAAUUCCUGACCUAUCUGAGGUGUUCCCCCGACCGAUUCUUGCCCAUUACUGGGCUCCAGCAGCCUGCAACCCUGACCAGGAGAAGCGGGUAUUAAAAUGCUUGGAUGGGUGUUUCUCAGCUGUGCAUGAAAAUGAUCUCUCUCUGCCUCAGGAUGGUGGACAGCGCUGGUUGAGUUCUUUUUUUUUUGCACUCAAAGGAAAUCUACUGAUAUAUUUCCGAAGACAGCAGAGACUCACUGAUUGAUGUUCCUUUGAGUUCUGAUUUUGACUCCUACUGAUCACUUUUGUUUAAGGAAAAUCUUGUUUGUUGUAGUUCAGAGUUACCAAUGCUUUGUAGUCGAACUGGGAUGGGGACUGGAACCACCAAAGACUUGUGGAACCUCACAUUAAGCUCGAAGCAGUACGGUGCUUCUGGCAGCACAAAAAGGCAAUGUUCUGAUGCAGAAUAUUUUUUGCUUUUUGUCUUUACUCCUACUCAGUUUGGGUUGAGCUUAUACGACCAUGGAAGCAAUGUACAAGCAAAUGACCAGAUGGUAGUGUAAUAACGUCCCGCUCCAAAGACAAUCAGCUGUGUUGUAGCUUUGACAGAUCAUGGCAGGAUCACCACUCUGUGGGUGUGUACAAUCCAUUUUCUUACAGUCUGUGUUUAACUGUGAGACACUGUAGUUUUCGAUUGCCUGCAAAUGUUUUGAAAGAGAAGUGUCUCAAGUCAUCCCACUACCAAAAGGCUACAGGGACUGAACUUUUUUUUUUUUGUAUUUGUCAUGUACAUAGAUUUUAUGUGCCUUAAAUGUAAAUAUGAAAUGUCUGAGUUGGAAUUAAGAGUUGCGUGUGAUUUCAUGUGCACAUGCAUUUGUGUGAAUGGUGUAUUUAUGAAUGUUUGUUUUGUGUAUGGAUUGAUUACAUUUCCCACAGCCUUGUCCUGUUUAUCCCUUUACCACCUUGUAGCUUGUGAUCAUUAAAAUUAAGCCAUUCUCCAUCACUGUUAAUCAUGAAACCACAAAUAAAGUCACUAUUCUGGGUGACUUGUUUAAUGGCAAAUCAUGGAUUAAAAAUUAACCUCAGUGGAAAUGAUACACAAAGUCACUAUAGGGCUACCGUCCAGAUGUUAGCAUCCUACUGGAUGUCUUGUACCUCUCAUAAAGGGAUAACGGCUUGGUGCUGGGAACUCAAUGUUGUUUGGAAGUGCAAUAUUUAUAUUUACUCUUUUAAAUAUUACAGUGCUUUCUUUUGUGUUACGUUUAAUUUGUGAUGGACUGUGUGGGAAAACCAGACAUGUUUGUGUUAAAAUACUAUGUGAUAAGCACAUAGAAUGAAUCAUUUGUGAGGUUGUGGUUUUUCACUCUCACUUGCUUUCUCACUAAAAAUAUUUGUGAAAAAGUGUGAAACUGUUUCCCCCCCCCCCACACACUUCAGAUGUAUGCACCACUUGCUGGACCACUUUCCUGACUUUGUUAAUUUUUUUUUUAAAUACCACAGACUGACACAGAAACACAACCACCAGAACAUGUCCGAGUUGAACUCGGGAAUGUUGACAUACUGUAGUUUGAAGAUUUAUGUGCUCUGCUGUUGCAUCUGUCUAAACGCCACCAUUAACCUCAACAUGUGUUUGGCCAUUUCACGCUUUUAAUAAUGACCCUCUCAUUGGACGGUGAUUUAAUAUUUGUUAAAUGAACCAUGAAAUCUCCAUUUGAUAAUUGAUUGAUAUCCUUUAACAUUGUCUACAUGGACAUUCUUGUCUGAACAGGUGGACACAUAUUAUUUAUGAUCAUUUUACCACUUCCUCCAUUGUUACAACAGGAGAAGGCACUGUUUUGUUUUUUUUUUUGUUUCCAUGUUUUUCUCGUCUAAGCCCAUUUUCUCUCUCCAGGACUUUCAAAAAGAAGUUGUACAUAUUUAUCACAAAGAGAGAGAUUGAUUCAAAUGAUGACUAAUUUGUUGUGAUUUUUUCUCACCCCAUAUUGGGGGGGAACUUUUUUGUUGGAAGCAGGGGAAAAGGUAUUUGGAGGUCUGUUUUUACUUGUCGGUUUGUACUUAAAUAAAAUUUAAAAAAAAAUCCCUUUU
This is a messenger RNA of Solea solea (common sole), 6075 nucleotides long. It is a transcript of the gene itga5, whose product is annotated as integrin, alpha 5 (fibronectin receptor, alpha polypeptide). NCBI's taxonomy places the organism in Eukaryota, Metazoa, Chordata, Actinopteri, Pleuronectiformes, Soleidae. The transcript has 30 exons. Gene Ontology annotation, biological process: integrin-mediated signaling pathway; cell-matrix adhesion; angiogenesis. Gene Ontology annotation, cellular component: external side of plasma membrane; integrin complex. The record is from RefSeq and is a predicted model, not a curated record. Bases 297 to 3476 code for a protein of 1059 amino acids. Gene Ontology annotation, molecular function: integrin binding.